Messenger RNA from Perkinsus marinus ATCC 50983, 420 nucleotides. RefSeq lists its product as hypothetical. Bases 1 to 420 code for a protein of 139 amino acids. NCBI's taxonomy places the organism in Eukaryota, Perkinsozoa, Perkinsida, Perkinsidae. The record is from RefSeq and is a predicted model, not a curated record. The transcript has 2 exons.
AUGAAUAAUUUCGUGGCGCGUGACGGUCUGUUGGCGACUGGUUAUGAUGUUGAUCAUCAUCGCAGUCGCCUGAAUGCUGAGGAGCUUGCAUCGGAGUUGUCGGACGAAAGAGUCCGGCUGGAGAGCGAGCUGACCUUCAUUCGAAUGGAGCAGCAGAGGCUCGAGGACCGCAUGACCGAGUACAGGGCGCAAGUGGAGGAGGUGGAGAAACGCAGUAUAGAGAAGGACAAUCUCAUCACAGACCUCAAGCAUGAACUAACGGCGACCUCUACGACUGGACGUGAGACAGUGACGGUAUUAGAAAGCACAAGGAGUGAGCUGAUGGCGACUACGGCGAUGUUGGGGGCUACUAGAAGGGCAUUGACGGUGGCUAGGAAGGAGAAUGACGGCUUGAGAGGCACGACCAAGAGUGGUGGCUAG